UUGGACGAUUGAGCUUCCCAUAACCAGCACAUGUGGUAAGUGGGAGCGAUCUAGAAAAUGUCUCCUCGAUCGAGAGGCGCAAAGAGCGUCGCAGAUGCUUUCGCAUCGCCCUCACUCCACCACGUGUGCUCUUCAUGUCUCCAGACUCUAUCCAAACGGAAUUACGCCUCUGCCGCAACGGCCAAAGCAAGCCUUGAAUCCCAGAUACCCCCGCCUAUCACUCAACUAUCGCCGUCGGGACCUGAGGCGUCCCUGUCGCCCCAACCACUUUACACAAUCAAAGCCGGGAUCGUCCUUUCCCGCCCGCCCCUGAUCACACCAGACCCUCAUCCCUUUGAGACAGCUUUUCAUCUGUAUCAGCGCCGCCUCAACGAGCGUCUUGUGUUACCUUUUACGCAGUACUUCUACUACCGCCGCAAUACACCUGCAUUUGAAAAUUGGCGCAAACAUCGCCGUGAGCGAGGCGGCGCCGCAACACGCGACAUCGGGAAGUACAACGCGUACAGUCCGGAGGCGUGGAAUGACGAAGUACUCGUGGGUGACGAGACCGGGAAACCAGAGAAAAUACUAGAGCAACUUAUCACUGAGGAGGGCAGAGCUGACGAAUUCACUGGCCAAGGGGAUUCUAGGUUUGCGGGGUUGAGGAGGUUCACGGAGGCAGACGAGAAGAACAACCAGAGGAGCUUGGAGAGGAGGCUGCAGAGGACGUUGUAUUUGUUGGUAAAACUGAAGAACAAGGGCGGACAGGCAAAGGAGAAGGACGUGGACAGCGACAGUGAGAAAUGGUUGUGGAGGUUUCCCUCUGGUCCGGUUGUUGGGUUUGAAGGGUUGAAAGAGGCCGCGCAACGCAUCCUCUUCAGCUCACUAGGCCCGAACAUGAACACCUUUUUCGUCGGCAACCACCCAGUUGGCCACUACGUGGCGCGCUUCUCUUCACCGCGCCCGCGCCCAUCUACGCCCCCUUUGUAUGUCCCUGGAUCCUCAGCCUCUGCAACUUCAGAAUCUAUAGAACAUCCGACCUCUUCAACACCGUUGUCAGCGACGACACAGGUUGAGAAAGCCAGCGACUCGACACCCCUAAAACAAGACCUUGCCGCAACACAGGGCUUAGUCGACGGCGAAAAGACCUUCUUCAUGAAAGCGCGGAUAAUGGCAGGCCAAGCAGACGUCUCCUACUCUACUAUCCAUGCCAAUCCCAGUGAGAAAGGAUCAAAAACGUUGACGGAUACAAAAGCUGCAGGCGUUGUCAACGGUGAGACUAAGGACAAAAAGGGUGUUGUCGUGGAUAUGGGGUUGGAUGAAAUCGAAGACUUCAAAUGGUUGAGUAAAGAUGAGGUGGAGAAGCAUGUGCAUCCGGACUACUGGGUCAAGGUGAAGAACAUGCUUGUGACACAGUGAGAUACAACGGACCUACUCAAUACAGGCCCUUGGGAAAGCGCAAAGACCAUAAAAUCAAGGGAAACCGGAGGCAGAAACAACAAUCCCGCGUCUCGAAGACCUACUCUAUCCAAACUGCAAUGGAACAAAGAGGGCCGGAGCACUGUCUCGUAUUGCAAGGGAGCAUCCAGAGAGCGCGUAGCAGGAGAAGGGAGAAAAACGCUACGCGCGAAAGGCGAAUUUUUCCAAGGCUAGGCCCCUGGCUAUAAGGGACGAGCGGGAAGAGAGCAGGCAUCCGACAGUCUCCAUGUAGUAUUCGCAAGUGUAUAUUGAAAAGGGGAGAUCUGUACAAAAUAGACGGGCGAAAAGGUGAAGACGAGGCAGCACGAUAGCAUCUCAUCACCUUAUUCAAUUCAAUGUAUUCUUGGCCUUCCAACUCGGAAAGGAGGAAGUGAGAAGAUAUGAGACGAGAUAGCCUGUAUCUAGGGCAUCUAUUUCGUCCUUUGCCUCAUCUAAGAUCCAAAAGACUUGACGC
Messenger RNA from Cladophialophora immunda, 1912 nucleotides. RefSeq lists its product as uncharacterized. NCBI's taxonomy places the organism in Eukaryota, Fungi, Ascomycota, Eurotiomycetes, Chaetothyriales, Herpotrichiellaceae. The transcript has 3 exons. Gene Ontology annotation, molecular function: structural constituent of ribosome. Bases 58 to 1398 code for a protein of 446 amino acids. Gene Ontology annotation, cellular component: mitochondrial large ribosomal subunit. The record is from RefSeq and is a predicted model, not a curated record.